GGCAAAAUUUCUCGCUGGCUAGCUUUCUUUUCCCUCCCGCACUUUGGUGGGGAGGGGGUGGAUCCUCGAGACAGUGAUCAAGUUCAUGAUGACCCGAGAGAACCCAAGGGAGUUGUCGCCUCAGCCAUUUCCCCCACCGCCUCAGCUUGCUGGCUUCGGAGGGGAAGGAGUACGGAGGCCGUAACUGCGACGCAAACAUCGAAUCAGAUGCAAACAGAUUCAUUAUCUCCAUCCCCUAAUCCUGUGUCACCUGUGCCUUUGAAUAACCCAACAAGUGCCCCAAGAUAUGGAACAGUGGUCCCUAAUCGCAUCUUUGUGGGAGGAAUCGACCUUAAGACAAAUGAAAAUGAUUUAAGAAAAUUUUUUUCCCAGUAUGGGUCUGUAAAAGAAGUGAAGAUUGUAAAUGACAGAGCUGGAGUGCCCAAAGGGUAUGGCUUUGUCACUUUUGAAGCACAAGAAGAUGCACAAAAAAUUUUACAAGAGGCUGAAAAACUUAAUUACAAGGACAAGAAACUGAACAUUGGUCCAGCAAUAAGAAAACAACAAGUAGGGAUCCCUCGUUCCAGUGUAAUGCCAGCUGCUGGAACAAUGUAUCUAACAACUUCAACUGGAUAUCCUUACACUUAUCAUAAUGGUGUUGCUUAUUUUCAUACUCCAGAGGUAACUUCUGUCCCACCACCUUGGCCUUCACGUUCUAUAUCUAGUUCCACUGUGAUGGCAGCUCAGCCCGUUUAUCAGCAACCUGCAAAUCACUACCAGGCCCCUGCACAGUGUCUACCAGGUCAGUGGCAGUGGGGUGUUCCUCAGUCUCCUGCCUCUUCUGCUCCAUUCUUACACCUGCAACCUUCUGAGGUUAUUUAUCAACCAGUGGAAAUUGCACAGGAUGGUGGAUAUGUUCCUCCUCCGCUGUCUCUGAUGGAAGCUUCAGUUCAAGAGCCUUAUUCUGAUCAUGGAGUUCAAGCAACGUAUCACCAGGUUUAUGCUCCAAGUGCCAUUGCUAUGCCUGCACCUGUGAUGCAGCCUGAACCAAUUAAAGAACCAAGGUUACAUUCUGUGAGAAGAAGCUUUUCUCAACCUUCAUCUGUAGGUUUGAAACCUCGAUAUUCUCGAAGCCCACACUUUCAUCCUAGAAAAGAUUUCAGAGCAGAGGAUUCAAUUCUUACUCCACCUUCCUCUACUGAUUCUGUUAAGUAGAGUCUUGGAUAACUAUUUUAUCCAAUAAUAGAAAACAACGAGCCCCAUGUGUGGUCUGGUAACAAGUAUGAGGUUUUGGAUGUACUUAAGGUUAAAUGUUUUUGCUUUUUUAAGGGAAGUAAAGAAAUCUUAGUAGCCAGAACACUGGAGUUACAGAAUAAAAUCAUGGUUUCCUUUAUUAAUUCACACACACUUAAGUAACACAGACUUAUAAUCUGUAACAAAUAGAACAAAGGUUAUAUCUAUAAAACAAGUAUCUUGAUAAAGUUUGAAAAAUUUGGUCAUCAUCUGGCUAUCUUAUCAACAUGAUAAUGUCAUAUACAACCACUUAAAAACGUCUUUGGUGUUUGGAUUUUACAGUUUUAUUCCAGAUGUUUUAUAGUUUUUAGACACAGCAUGGCAUAUACAGAAUAUACAUAGCAACAAACCAUUUGUUGUAAUAAGGUAAAUUCAAAAAAACACCGUCUCGAUAAUUAGGGAGAUAAUAUGUAUAGAAGAUUCUAGCUUCCGCAGUAUUUUGUUUUCAGUGUAUCUAGGUUUGUGUAUAUUUUACUUAUAUUGUUUUUGAUAAAACAUUUCAAAUUCUAGGUUUACAUUAGAAAUUUUGCCAGAUAUUAAUAUAUAUAUAUAAUUUGUAUAUAUAAUAUCUGGAAAUCUGUCAUAUUAUGACCAUUUAUUUUAUAUUAAUUACUAUGGCCAAAGUUGAUACAAUUCUUAAAUAUACUUAAAGAUAUCUCCAUAUUUAUUUCUGGCCCUCUUGUUAUUCAUACUAGACGUAUAAGGGUUCUUAUAGCAUCUUAGCAAGUAUAAGCAUUCACUGCAUAUAUUAUGUCCGAUUCAAUACAUAUUUCUUCCUUUAACACAGUGACACUGUCAAUACUCCUUUUUAUCUUUCAUUCAGGUCUUAGUUUGUGAGGUCUUUAGACUUUAAAAACAUUAACUGUGACUAAAUAAAACUUAACCACAACAUUAUUUUUCAUCUUUUAAAUACAAAGCUUGAAAAAAACAAAAAACAAAGCUUUAUUGUCUGCUCUUACAGAAUUGGAAAGGUUUAUAAUUUAAAAAAGUAGCACAUUAAGUAGAACUUUUUAAAUUAAAAAAUGGUCAUGCCAACUUUUCUUUAAAUGCUACCUGUUUAAUAUAUAUCCCAACUUUCUUCUGCAAAAACAUUAUAUUCCUUUUAUAGAAGGUUGGGCUAAUAAUAAAGAAUAAAAAUUGUUAUAUAAGUAAGCAAUAUUUAAAUUGACUACAUGGAAAUUAUAGCAUUUAUUUAAAUUUGAUUGCACAAUGCUAGGAGUCUUAUUUUUUUCACUAUUUUAAUUUCAUGUCCACUCAAAGAACUAGAGUUGGUUUGCACUUCUGUUAGGAAAGAAAAAGAAUUAUUUAUUUUUUUAAAUUAUACUUUAAAACUUUCUUACAAUAUUAGAUAACCCAGUUAUAACUUGAGUUAAUUUUUUUUAACCCUGUCUCAUAAAGAAUAAUGAACUAUCCAUUGAUGUAUAUAUUUUUGGAGUAUAUCACCAAAAUGUUUCUGGGCUAAAAUAUUUAUGUUGAGGAAUAAAAUGUAAUAGCACAGUUAUAGAAUAAAUAAUAUAAAGAAUAUUCUGUCACAUCCAAAGGCCAGUCCACCUAUUGAGAGUAUUUUAUUUUGCUACAUUAACUUUGAAAGUAGCAUGCUGUAUGUUAAUGGUCCAGUGUUCUAUAAUUAGAGCCCUAGUCAAAAAGAUCAUAAAACAGGGCCUUCCCUGGUGGCGCAGUGGUUGGGAGUCCGCCUGCCGAUGUAGGGGACACGGGUUCGUUCCCCGG
Delphinapterus leucas (beluga whale) is the source of this 3000-nucleotide messenger RNA. It is a transcript of the gene BOLL, whose product is annotated as boule RNA binding protein. NCBI's taxonomy places the organism in Eukaryota, Metazoa, Chordata, Mammalia, Artiodactyla, Monodontidae. The record is from RefSeq and is a predicted model, not a curated record. Gene Ontology annotation, biological process: positive regulation of translational initiation; 3'-UTR-mediated mRNA stabilization. Gene Ontology annotation, molecular function: translation activator activity; mRNA 3'-UTR binding. Gene Ontology annotation, cellular component: cytoplasm.